Molecule: messenger RNA, 1277 nt
Organism: Aspergillus calidoustus
Lineage: Eukaryota; Fungi; Ascomycota; Eurotiomycetes; Eurotiales; Aspergillaceae
Source: the annotation of a GenBank genome assembly
UGAUCAAUAAGCAACUUCCGCACAAAUUUCCCGCUUUACCGCUUUAGGACAGUAUGACGUUCGCCCCUCAUUUCUGUGCUAAACCACACAUGGGAUAGCGGCGAACCAGCCCUGAAAAGCACCUCCAGAGUAUAGGUACCAAUCUUGAUCUACUACUACACGUUUGUGAGUACGGACAAAGACAUUGGCACCAAGGGAGAAAUCGAUCAAUGGGCAGCUUUUUUCGCAGACAACGGUUGCAUGAAAAAAACCUCCCUGCGCUGGUUCGAGCCAUUGGAGGUGGCUGAAUCUCUUUGAUGGGAGUAGGGUACGAACAUGUCUCAUAGCUACCCCUGUCAAAGCGAGCACAAAGGAGCUCUACCCGGCAUAUAAAGGCUUCAGAAUGUGCAUCCCAUGUGGGUGUCACCUCCAUCUAGCGGAAUCUAGUUCUAGCCAUGUCAAGUAUCACUAUCAGAUGGCUUACUGCCGACGUAGCACGGAUCUUGGACGAAGCAGCAGUCUCCAAUGUUCUCUUUGGCUGGAUGGCUGUGAGCCUGAUCGGAAACGAUUUCGGAUUUCAGGAGAUCGACUUUGUUGUUCCUGAUAGCAAGCUCCAGACGGCUAGUGGUGCACUGAUGAGGGCCGGAUUUUCCCUUUGCACCAUCUAUAACUGCAGUGAACAGGAGCCAUGUCGCAACAAGAACACUAGCAACCAUGACGAAAUAAAGGCGAAAAAUCGGCAUCACCCUGUCGCUGCUUGUCAUUUCCACAUCAUGAAGCCUGGUCAAGCUUUGGUUUCGUUGCAUAGGGAAUCCAAACUCCUCUGGUGGCUACCGCAUCAUACCGCGAGUGACGACCACCUUUGGCUUUCGACUGAUUCCCGACUGUAUCUUGGUACCUGCCCCUGGCCAAAAUUCUAUCCGAUCAAGCUUCUGAACCCAAAAUGGCUAUUCAAGGCUGUUCUGAGUCUGCUUUGCAGGGACGGUGGCCAACCUCAGACCGGCUGGGAAAUGUGGUAUUCGAUGGCCCAGUGUUUCGUAGAGUUGGAGAAGCUUGCUGCUCAAAAGGGCAUCCCAUAUUUCCAGCCAGAGUUGAAGCCUGCUUGUGACAUUUUGUCUGUCCCUGGGCGUGUGCCUGAAUAUGCUGUGCUGUUGUUGCGCCAACUGUGUGAUCAGACCUCACUGGAACGGAGCCGGGCAGAAACAAUUAUUUUUGUGCUUAGAGGAAAGAUACCCUAGGAAAAUAUCAAUUCGCAAUGAAAACAAAAGGUUAGAGCCUUGUUGUCCAAAGACCAGCGG